AUGGAGCCUUUAGUGGGAUGCAUUACUGUGGGGAAGAUGUGUGCUGCACCGUUUGAGGAUGAGACAAGAGAAUACUACAGGGCAAGAGUAGACAACAUCAUUCGAACACAACUGCCUCAUACUAAACAAUUCAGGGAGUCCUUAGAGGUUUUCUUUGUGGAUUACGGUAACACAGCUGUGGUUGCCCGAGAAGAUGUCCGAGAACUGCCCGACUCUGUCUCCACGGUGCCCUUCCAAGCUGUGGAGUGCUUUCUAAGUGGGAUACGGCCAUCCGUCAUCAAGUGUCCAGAUGGACGAUGGACAGAACAGGCCCACAACACUUUCAUUAGUAUGGUGAUGAACAAGGAUCUGUUCGGAAAGAUAUACUCAGUGGUCAGAGGAGUGCUUCGUCUGGAGCUGAUAGAGGUGUUGAGAAACGGUCGCCAGAUUUGUUUCAACCAUGAACUCAUUGCCUUGGAGUUUGCUGACACUGCUGAAGAAAGCUUUUUGUCCAAGCAAAACCAUGAGCAGCGUGCGAUGGAGGAGUCUACAGGGCAGCUAGGUCAAACAGGACAACAAAGGAAAAACAUCAGUCAACAGACGAGCUGGCUUAACCUCUCACUCAAACCAAGUAUGACCUUCAGGGAAGAUCGCAGAGGAGGCAAGAUGAAUCUAAGAGGUCCUCACAAUCCGUACGAGAUGAGCUUCAUCAGUAUGACCAAUGUAGGAUCCUGUCGGUGUGCCAAGAUUGAACCAGGUAGCAUUAACUGUGUUUCCAUCGACGAUGAACCUCAUGACCCUCACUCGAGACUGAUGAUUGCAGCAUUUGUUGGACUUAACCCAGGGGGAUCCACCAUGUUGGCGCGGGACACCACGGUGAUGCCACUGAUACCAGGACUACCCACUUUGAUUUCUUUGCUGUUUGCACCUAUCGCGGAAUUCAGGACAGAUCCAGAACUGACCAGUCUGACCGGUGCUAUUUGUGGACUUGGACCGGCCCAGAAUAUGGAAUAUUCCUGUUUCCCUGACCAUGACCUUGAGGUCAUCUUUGAUACUAAGAUUGACAUGGAAGAUAUUUACAAGAUCAAUGGUGUACGAAUGGCCAUCAACCUUGCUGUCGGCAGUCAGGAGAAGGUGAUGGGCUGGGGCCCUGAUGCUGUCUACAAGAUACAGGACUCAGCUCGCACUAAACUUAUGGAGUAUGUUUUGUCAAGGCCCCAAGUCUGGUCGACAUACUCAUUAUAA
Messenger RNA from Ylistrum balloti, 1224 nucleotides. Its product is annotated as ATP-dependent RNA helicase TDRD9-like. The transcript has 10 exons. The coding region runs from base 1 to 1224 and encodes 407 amino acids. Lineage: Eukaryota; Metazoa; Mollusca; Bivalvia; Pectinida; Pectinidae. Gene Ontology annotation, biological process: spermatogenesis. The record is from RefSeq and is a predicted model, not a curated record.